GGUCACACCGGUCACACCUUUUAUGGAUUGCUUCCGGACCGAUUAUUCAUUUUUUGCGACCAGAUCGUGUCCUAUCCUGUCCAGAUCGCCAAAUAAUUUGUUCACACGCGGCAGUAGCAGGGACUGGGCAAGCUCCUAUCGUUCUGAUGCUUCUGGUGUGAUAGCAUGCGGAAUACAAAUACAGUAUCAACUGCGAUGAACUCUUCAUCUUCACGGCGCUAUGUCUGCAUCACUAUGUCCCUCGGAACUCAAAUUCGGUACCGCGGACGGGAAGCUGUGGACGCGAAGGCUCUAUGGUCAGGAAGCUCAGGCUGCCUACUUCGUUGACCAUGGUGAAGGUUUCACCAUGUAUGCCGGAACCUUGACCGCUCGUUUCACACCGCCCCGUUCUCGCGCCGAGCUCGAGCUGCCUAUUCAGAAAGCUUGGAUCAAGGCGCGCCACCUUUCCCCCUCAAUUGCAUGCAGGCAAACGAAACAUGACGGUCACUACUGGUUUGAAUACCAAGUACCCACGGCUGCUGAGGCGCAAACUUGGGCUGAGGAGACAAUAUUCUGGCACGAGGAGCCCAAGACGCUCCUGCAGACAGACUUGAUGCUCGAGGAUAAGUGGUGGAAGUGCAGCGACGGUCUGUACAUCGUCCAGUUACAUUUCGUACCAUCCGCGGAAACUCCCGGCGACUGGCACAUCGGUUACCUCGCACCGCACAAUAGUAUUGAUGGCCGCUCCCUCAUGAAACUACUGGAGCACAUCCUAACCUGGACGCUUGAAGAGCUAAAGACGCCUUCUGCAGGGACACCGGAGCUUGAAUGGGGUUCUGAACCUAUCCGUCUUGCACCCACACUUAUCCUAGCAGCCCAGUUACCGUUAGACCAGGCUCCAGAACCCAAAGCCGCCCCCGCCCCUCCGGGAUUUAUUCCCUUCCUACCAGCGGUAGUGGACGCCGAUCAUACGUCCGCCAAUGAGGCGAACAACGUCAACGCGCUGCUUACCCUUACGCCUGAACAGACGGCCCGAUAUCGUCAAGUGUGUCGCGCACAUGGCGUAACGGUUACCGACCUGAUGCUUGCGCUUCUUGCCCUUGCGGAAAUAGAGUCGACCCUGCAUAUUGCUCUAAAGUCAGACAACGGGGAGCUCACCGCUAAGAAUAUCGGUGCCUACGAGCAAGCGUCGCAUUUCCUCUUUGGUUUCUACUUUAUCAACCAUCGUCACAAACUUCCAGGAGAAUAUUCGACGCUCGAAGACGGAGCCCUUCUCUUCGGUUGUGAGGGUACGAGCCUGUUGUUCGACAUGGCUACCAUGCGCAAAGCCAUCUUACUCGACAAAGAAACUGGAAAGAUUCAGCGUACUAUUACAGACGAGGUCCUCUGGGAUGGAAUUAUCAAAAUGAGUAACUCUGUCGCGAAGGGCACUCCGUCUGACUGGACGGCCGUCUUCCAACGCGAAGUCGAUCGUCAAUUCGUACUCGACGAGGGCCUACACGACGACACAGCAUUCCACAUGCGGGUACCUAUGAUGUCCUCGAUUGGUGACUAUCACGCUAUGGAUAUUCUCAAUCCGUUCGUCCCGGAGACAGGAGUGCUCGCGAAAGAAUUGACCGUCCUUGGUCAAUAUCACACCAUUCGGGUUACCCAUCCGCUUAUCGUUCCUAUAUGCUGGCAAUAUGCCGGUCGGAUUAACUUCUCGUGGUGUUCGGGAAGAAAAUGGCUGUCGCAAGAGAAUAUGGAUUUGUAUGUUGGUAUAUUCAAGGAGUGGUUGGAUAUUUGUAUCGGAGAGUUGUAGGUUUAUACCCUGUACUGGAGUUGUUAGAUACGUAGGAUGUGUACAAUUCAAAUACAUGACAAUGGAUUUCUCCGCCGCAUGAAAAUCGUAAACGAAAAGAGCGACGGUAGAAGGAGCAACAAUGUUCAAUGCCAACCGCAGACAACACGCAGAUGUAGUCUCCCCUAGGCAGAC
Desarmillaria tabescens is the source of this 1954-nucleotide messenger RNA. RefSeq lists its product as uncharacterized. The record is from RefSeq and is a predicted model, not a curated record. The transcript is spliced from 6 exons. NCBI's taxonomy places the organism in Eukaryota, Fungi, Basidiomycota, Agaricomycetes, Agaricales, Physalacriaceae. Bases 221 to 1780 code for a protein of 519 amino acids.